AUGGACUCAGUGGCCUUUGAGGAUGUUAAUAUGGAGUUCACCACGGAGGAGUGGGCUUUCCUGGAUCCCACCCAGAAGAAACUCUACACGGAUGUGAUGCUGGAAACCUUCUGGAACCUGGCAUCAGUAGCAUGUAGUUUAGAAGAAAACUGUGGAGACCAUGACAAUGAAGAUCAGUAUGAACAACAUGCAAUGAAUCUUAGCAGUCAUAUGGUAGAGAGUCUCUGUACAAGGAAGGAUGGUAGUCAAUGCAGAGAGAACUUCAGACAGAUUCCAAAUCCUAAUGAAAGGAAGAAAACUCCCGAAAUACAACCACCCACAUCUAGGUUGUGUAGACAAGUCUUCAUGCAUUAUUUAUCCUUUAAUAACCUUGUGAGCUCUGACACUGGACCCCAGAUCUACCAGUGUGAGGAACAUGAAGAGAAGCCUUAUAAAUGUAAGGAAUGUGGGAAAGCUUUCAAGCAUCUCCGAUAUAUUAAUGUACAUGAGAAGAAACACAGCGGAGAAAGACCCUAUGAAUGUACAAAAUGUGGUAAAGCCUACAGGUAUUUGAGUAACUUAUGUCGACAUGUAAGAACUCAUACUCAAGAGAAAAUCUAUGAGUGUAAGAAGUGUGCGAAAGCCUGGAGUUCUCUCCUCAUAUUUCAAAGACACAUGAUCAAGCACACUAGAGAUGGACCUUUUAAAUGUAAAGAGUGUGGGAAAGAAUUCCGAUGCCCAAGAAACUUCCGACAUCAUGAAAUGAUACACAACGGAGAAAGGCCCUAUGGAUGUAAGGACUGUGCGAAAGCCUUCAGUUCUCUCAAGUAUCUUAAAAGCCAUAAAAGGACUCAUGAUGGAAAGAAGCCUUAUGAAUGUAAGGAAUGUGGCAAAGCUUUCCGUUAUCCUACUUCCCUUAGAAAUCAUGAAAUAGCUCACACAGGGGAGAAACCCUAUGAGUGUAAGCAAUGUGGGAAAGCCUUUAGUCGUCUCAGUUACUUUCAAGUUCAUGAAAAAACUCACAGUGAAGAGAAACCAUAUGAGUGCAAACAGUGUGGCAAAGCGUUUCGUUCUCUCAAGUCCUCUCGAGUCCAUGAAAGAACACACAGUGGAGAAAAGCCCUACGAAUGCGUAGAAUGCGGAAAAAUCUUCAGUUACUCAAGCAGUUUACAUAAACAUCUGAAAGCACACUCGAGAGAGAAACCCUGUUGA
Messenger RNA from Pipistrellus nathusii (Nathusius's pipistrelle), 1191 nucleotides. Lineage: Eukaryota; Metazoa; Chordata; Mammalia; Chiroptera; Vespertilionidae. The record is from the annotation of a GenBank genome assembly.